This is a messenger RNA of Rasamsonia emersonii CBS 393.64, 1227 nucleotides long. Its product is annotated as aldose 1-epimerase. Gene Ontology annotation, molecular function: carbohydrate binding; aldose 1-epimerase activity. Bases 1 to 1227 code for a protein of 408 amino acids. The record is from RefSeq and is a predicted model, not a curated record. Gene Ontology annotation, biological process: glucose metabolic process; beta-D-galactose catabolic process via UDP-galactose, Leloir pathway. The transcript has a single exon. Lineage: Eukaryota; Fungi; Ascomycota; Eurotiomycetes; Eurotiales; Trichocomaceae.
AUGCACAUCAAGCACUACCUUUCUGCAGCUCUCUACGUGCUGCCUGCGCUCGGCCAAAGCACGGGCUCGAAUAGCUCUCCAGACUCGAGUGCAGACCCCUUCAAGGUCUAUAACAUCACUGCGCAGAACAUCACUGCUUCAUUCAUUCCUUAUGGCGCUCGAUUAGUCUCGUUGCUGGUCCCAGAUAACACCGGCACCAUCCAAGAUGUCGUCGUCGGUUAUGACGACCCUAGAGAGUACCUCCACGAUACGGAGACCAACCACACCUACUUUGGCGCCGUCGUGGGCCGCUAUGCCAAUCGAAUCAAGAAUGGCACAUUCACGAUUGAUGGGACUACCUACCAUAUCCCGGAGAACGAAUACAAUGGCACCGCCACGCUUCACGGCGGAUUCGUGGGCUACGACGCCCGCAAUUGGACGGUGACUGCGUAUUCCAACAACAGCAUUACCUUCACUCUUCUAGACACGGGCUUUGAGAACUUCCCCGGAGAUGUGAUCACGCAUGCUACAUUCACCGUGGACACGGAUGUCACUCCGACAAACCCGAAGGGCCUCCCUCAACUGACCACCAAACUCGUGUCGCUGUCGCUAACGGAGAAGACACCCAUCAUGCUGGCCAAUCACAUUUACUGGAAUCUGAAUGUCUUCAGAGAGCCGACGGUCUUGAACGACACCUUGCAGAUGCCCUUGGCCCAGCGAUACGUGGGUACCGAUGGCAAUCUGAUCCCGAACGGCACCAUCUUCGACGUGGCCAGUUCAGAUCACGGUGUGAUGGACUUUACAACCGGCAAGGCUAUCGGGCGAGACCUGCAAUAUGCUGACGGCGUCUGCGGGUCCGGUUGCACGGGCUAUGACACCUGCUUCAUCCUUGAUCGCAGCCCGUACUUCGCCCCCGACUCUCUCGUCCCCGUUCUCCAUCUUGCCUCUCCCGCGACCGGCAUCACCUUGGACGUGGCGACGAACCAGCGGGCGCUGCAGAUCUACACCUGCAACGGCAUGAACGGGACCAUCCCCGUGAAACCCUCCCAGGUGCAGCGCAACAAGGACGCCGGCAAGGGCGGGGUCGACGUCGUGAACGAGCACGGCUGCAUCGUCAUCGAAACCGAGGGAUGGAUCGAUGCCAUCAACCAGCCCGAAUGGGGUCAGGAUUCCGCUCAGAUCUUCUCGCCGCAGAGUGCGCCGGUCGUGAACCUGGCUACCUAUCAGUUCGGAAACUACAUUGGAUAA